Messenger RNA from Rotaria sp. Silwood1, 351 nucleotides. The record is from the annotation of a GenBank genome assembly. NCBI's taxonomy places the organism in Eukaryota, Metazoa, Rotifera, Eurotatoria, Philodinida, Philodinidae.
AUGAAUCUCAAUUUUCGUAUUACUGCUACUCAAUCAUAUGCACGAAAAGAAUAUGACUACAUCAGACUAACUUGUUGUGGUCGUGCUGGUAGUAGUUGUAGUCGUGCUAGUAGUUGUACUCGCGCUGGUAGUUGUUGUAGUCGUGCUACUAGUUGUUGUACUCGUGCUGGUAGUUGUUGUAGUCGUGCUAGUAGUUGUUGUACUCUUGCUGGUAGUUGUUAUAGUCGUGCUACUAGUUGUUGUACUCGUGCUGGUAGUUGUUGUACUCGUGCUGAUAGUUGUUGUAGUCGUGCUAGUAGUUGUUGUACUCAUGCUGGUAGUUGCUUGAGAACUAGUAGUCACACUUGGUGA